AUGGCGAUGGAGGUACGGGACAGUUUAGAGAUCACACACACAGGGGAGUACUUGAAUUUCCUGAAGUGUUAUUUUCGGGCGUUCUCCGCGAUUCUGUAUCAUAUAACGAAGCCCCAAUUCGCCGAUAACCCCGAGCACAAGCUCCGGAACAUUGUGGUGGAAAUUCUCAAUCGUCUUCCUCACAGUGAAGUCCUUCGGCCCUUCGUUCAGGAACUCUUGAAGGUUGCAAUGCAUGCACUCACCACCGAUAACGAAGAGAAUGGGUUAAUUUGCAUUAGGAUUAUCUUCGAUUUGCUUAGGAAUUUUAGACCAACCUUGGAAAAUGAAGUUCAGCCCUUUUUGGACUUUGUGUGUAGAAUUUACCAGAACUUUAGGGCCACUGUAACUUAUUUCUUUGAAAGUGGGGCGGUUUCGGCACCAGUUGCGGUUUUGGGUUCUAUGUCAUCGUCGACAUUAAGUUCAUCGGUAGGUGGGGAAGAUGUGAGGCCAAUGGAGUUGUCCGAUCCAAUAUGUCCAAGUGCUGGAUAUGUUGGGCAGCUUAACCCGAGUACCAGGUCGUUCAAGAUUGUUACGGAGAGUCCCUUGGUGGUUAUGUUUCUGUUUCAGUUGUAUGGCCGGCUUGUUCAGAUCAACAUUCCUCAUUUGUUGCCAUUGAUGGUCGCCGCAAUUUCUGUUCCGGGUCCUGAAAAGGUUCCGCCCCAUCUCAAGACUCACUUCAUUGAAUUAAAGGGCGCCCAGGUUAAGCCCCAAUUCGCCGAUAACCCCGAGCACAAGCUCCGGAACAUUGUGGUGGAAAUUCUCAAUCGUCUUCCUCACAGUGAAGUCCUUCGGCCCUUCGUUCAGGAACUCUUGAAGGUUGCAAUGCAUGCACUCACCACCGAUAACGAAGAGAAUGGGUUAAUUUGCAUUAGGAUUAUCUUCGAUUUGCUUAGGAAUUUUAGACCAACCUUGGAAAAUGAAGUUCAGCCCUUUUUGGACUUUGUGUGUAGAAUUUACCAGAACUUUAGGGCCACUGUAACUUAUUUCUUUGAAAGUGGGGCGGUUUCGGCACCAGUUGCGGUUUUGGGUUCUAUGUCAUCGUCGACAUUAAGUUCAUCGGUAGGUGGGGAAGAUGUGAGGCCAAUGGAGUUGUCCGAUCCAAUAUGUCCAAGUGCUGGAUAUGUUGGGCAGCUUAACCCGAGUACCAGGUCGUUCAAGAUUGUUACGGAGAGUCCCUUGGUGGUUAUGUUUCUGUUUCAGUUGUAUGGCCGGCUUGUUCAGAUCAACAUUCCUCAUUUGUUGCCAUUGAUGGUCGCCGCAAUUUCUGUUCCGGGUCCUGAAAAGGUUCCGCCCCAUCUCAAGACUCACUUCAUUGAAUUAAAGGGCGCCCAGGUUAAGCAGUUGCUUUCGGUUGCUCUUGUUGAGCAAUGA
Messenger RNA from Ilex paraguariensis (yerba mate), 1410 nucleotides. The record is from the annotation of a GenBank genome assembly. Lineage: Eukaryota; Viridiplantae; Streptophyta; Magnoliopsida; Aquifoliales; Aquifoliaceae.